This is a messenger RNA of Motacilla alba alba, 622 nucleotides long. RefSeq names its product hydroxysteroid dehydrogenase-like protein 2. Lineage: Eukaryota; Metazoa; Chordata; Aves; Passeriformes; Motacillidae. The record is from RefSeq and is a predicted model, not a curated record. The coding region runs from base 16 to 435 and encodes 139 amino acids. Gene Ontology annotation, cellular component: mitochondrion. The transcript is spliced from 3 exons.
GCCCAAGCAUUCAAAAUGGAGAAGAAAUUAGGCAGAUCCCAGCAGGAAGGAGCAGAUGCAGCCAAGGCUAAGACAGAAUCUGCUGCAGCCACACCAUCGGGUCCUGUUGCAGAGACGUUCCGAGUUAUCCAAGGGGCAGUGACGGAAGAGUACGUGAGAAGUACUCAGGGUGUCUUUGAGUUUGAGCUCUCUGGCGAUGGUGGAGGCACUUGGUACAUUGACCUGAAGACCAAGGGUGGGAGCGCUGGCUUCGGGAAGCCUCCCGUGACAGCUGAUGUGGUUAUGAGCAUGUCGAGUGCCGACUUUGUGAAGAUGUUCACAGGUAAAUUAAAGCCAACUCUGGCUUUCAUGACUGGAAGAUUAAGGAUUAAAGGAAACAUGGCACUAGCAAUAAAGCUUGAGAAGAUGCUUUCACAGCUUAAUUCUAAACUGUGAGGGGAAACCCAUACUAGCACAACAGUGGCCUUUAAUAUAUAACUGCAAUGCUGUUUUAAAUUUUUAGUCCUUGUUUUUCUGAUGCAGUAUAAGAAAUAAAGAUAAAAUGUGAGAUUUUUAUAGAAGAAGUAACUCAAUCUCAUUAAGAAGAUGUUCAUAAUUAAACUAAUUCCGUCUCAAGAAUGCA